Molecule: messenger RNA, 1427 nt
Organism: Lentinula edodes (shiitake mushroom)
Lineage: Eukaryota; Fungi; Basidiomycota; Agaricomycetes; Agaricales; Omphalotaceae
Product: Mad3/BUB1 homology region 1-domain-containing protein
Exons: 4
Coding region: 40-1308 (422 amino acids)
Biological process (GO): meiotic sister chromatid cohesion, centromeric; mitotic spindle assembly checkpoint signaling
Molecular function (GO): protein kinase activity
Source: RefSeq, a predicted model, not a curated record
AUUAUUUCAUUCUAUUCACUUUCUCUUGAAGCCUCAGUCAUGUCAACAGAAGAUGUAUUUAGCAGUAGCUCUACUACAAUGGUUGACUGCGACGUCCUCGAAGCAGCCAAGGAGAACAUCCAACCUUUAGCCACUGGGCGCCGAGUUACUUCACUUUCCUCCGUUCUAGCCACUCCCCAUGCUCAAAGAGAAUCCAAACUUGUUGCCACCCGCCACAGGCUUCGCAUAAACAUAGAGAUGGCUUUGGAAGACGACGAUGAUGACCCAUUGGAAGCUUACUGUACCCUGGUGAACUGGACGCUUGAAAACUAUCCCCAAGGCCACAGUGCCGAAUCGGGGUUAUUGGAGCUCUUGGAGGAAGCAACUCGUGUUCUCAAAGAUGAUAGAGAUGGAAAAUGGAGAGGCGAAAUGAAAUAUCUGAAAUUGUGGAUGCUUUACGCUAGUUUCGUCGAGAAACCUAGCAUCAUCUAUCGUUUUCUGCUCGCAAAUGAUAUCGGAACGGACUUCGCAAUCUUGUACGAAGAAUUUGCCGCUAUACUGGAGCGAGAUGGAAGACGAAAGGAAGCGGAUGACGUUUACUGUUUGGGUAUUGCUCGAAAGGUGUCGUCCUUGGAUCAUCUCAAGAGUCGAUAUAAAGAUUUUCAGAAGCGCAUGAUGUCCUCCGCCUUGCCACCGAUUGCUGCUGCUUCGACUGUGCCAAACACGUCUACUACGCGGAGGGCUUUAAUCACCACCUCCGCUACAUCCACUGACGUGUCUCCACCCUCAACAAGUACCCGAACAAGGUCUCGUAAUGCGUCGAAUACGCAUAUGCAAAUUUUUGUGGAUCCCUCAGGAUCCGCUGCCCGUUCUGCGGAGAUGGAAGUUAAUGCGUGGCCAGACAUCGGGACACGUAAGACUAGAGUCAAGGAGAACGUCCCCGAAACAAAGAAGUUAUCUGGAACAACACUAAAGCAAACUGGCAAAACGAAGAGGCUGGCGUCUAGUUCAUCUGGCUCCAAGAUUGUACCCUACAGGGAUCCGAGUCCGGAUGAGAUGCCUCCACCGCCGCCGCCCAUCGCUUCUUCUUCGACUUCGCGCUUCCCAAGCACACCCGUCAAAGAAAGUGCUCUCACCGUCCCAUCUACUCCCAAAUUUACUCCUUUCCGCGAUGAGGAUACACUUGUAACGUCAUCUUUGGCGGUACCUGACUCAGUUAUGAAGCUAAAGAAAGCUGACGUUCAAUCUGCGACCCCGACUUCCGAGGCCGAGGCCCUUCGGAAGGAUCCGCUCAAGAACUAUGAUACUGGUGCCAACCAGGAACACUAACCUUCCAAAAGAAUGUUAUUUGUGGAUAGAAUUCACGCGCUGCAAGCAAUUUUAUAUCUAUCUUUUAAUCUUGUAAUCUUUUCAUAUGUUGUUAAUAUGUAUGUGACUCUCAAUCAGUG